AUGGAGAAUAAUUUUAAUUAUGUUCGCAAGUUUCAUACUCUUUUUCUUUAUUUUUUGAUCAUUAAUGUAUAAUUAAAAAUUAACCCAAGAUAACAAUUAUAUUAUAAUCUCUCUAACUAUUUGAAGAAAUAUAUCAUCAUAAUAGUAUUAAAUAUCUGGAGAAACUAAUUAUAUAAUAUUAUUAAAUAUAUUAGUAGUCACCCAAUCCCCUAUCAACCUAAAGAUUAUUUCUUGGGGAAAGUAUUUAAUAGAUUGGAAUAUAAAUUGAGAUAUUUGAACAUUUCAACAAGUAAAAUAAAUUAUUAUUUCAUUUAGUUCAUGUAAGUGGAAAUUAUGAUGAGGAUAAUAGAUUAAAAAUCGAUACAUGUAAGAACUUCAUGAAAGCUUUUGGAGGUAAGUUAUAUCGCAUUCCUCUUGUGGAUGUGAAGUCAAAUUUGUUGGAUAAUUCAAAAUUGGUAAGGGAUGUGGAACUUGGAUACUUUAUAUUAAAAAUAACAGUUUUGUGGAGGAAAAAUUAUAAUGAAGUAACAGGAUUGAAAACUGGUGGGUUGAAUUAUAAGAAAAUUGUUAUAGGUUAAAUUGAUGUAAUUUAAUAAGGAACACUCCUAUUUUAUGUAUUAUGGGAGAAUAUCAAUAUAGGUUUAAAUAAGAAGAAUUGA
Molecule: messenger RNA, 659 nt
Organism: Paramecium sonneborni
Lineage: Eukaryota; Ciliophora; Oligohymenophorea; Peniculida; Parameciidae
Source: the annotation of a GenBank genome assembly